Messenger RNA from Salvelinus fontinalis (brook trout), 1241 nucleotides. Its product is annotated as putative nuclease HARBI1. The record is from RefSeq and is a predicted model, not a curated record. The transcript is spliced from 2 exons. NCBI's taxonomy places the organism in Eukaryota, Metazoa, Chordata, Actinopteri, Salmoniformes, Salmonidae. The coding region runs from base 378 to 860 and encodes 160 amino acids.
UGUGUCUGGCUAUCAAAGCAUUAGCAGAUGUCUUCAUCUCCUUCCCUGGCCACAGAAGACUCUGUGACAUCAAAGAGGAGUUCUAUAGGAUUGCAGGUAAGAGGAUCUACAAAUUACAGGACAACUGUUAACACAUAGUAGGAUACUCAUUACUUUGUGUGACAGGUUUCCUCAAUGUCAUUGGUGCAGUGGACUGCACACACAUAAGGAUAAAAGCCCCCUCAGGUGCCCAUGAGGCCGAUUUUGUGAAUAGGAAAUCCUUUCACAGCAUUAAUGUUCAGGUGAACAUAACUUUUUGAUAUUGUCCAUUGACGAACACUCUGCAUUGCCAGUGAUGUGCAUUGAUUGGUGUAAUAUUCCUCAUCUUAUGAUUUCAGAUGGUCUGCAAUGCUGACUGUGUGAUCAGCAAUGUUGUGGCAAAAUGGCCUGGCUCAGUCCAUGACUCCAGAAUCUUUCGGGCCUCUGAAAUUUAUCAGUGCCUAUCACAAGGUGAAUUCUCUGGUGUGUUGCUGGGAGACAGGGGGUAUGGCUGCCAGCCUUUUCUCCUGACACCUUUCACAGACCCCCAGGAAGCACAGCAGGCCUACAACCAUGCCCAUGCCAGGACCAGGGCCAGAGUUGAAAUGACCUUUGGCCUCCUGAAAGCACGCUUUCACUGCCUUCACAAAUUAAGGGUCAGCCCUGUUAGGGCAUGUGAUAUUACUGUGACUUGUGCUGUCCUCCACAAUGUGGCCUGCCUGAGGAAGGAGAGGGCCCCCAGAGUGCCACCAGCCAUGGACUGGGACAAUCCGGCAAUCUUCCCUGAUGACGACAGUGGUCGGCUGCUGAGGGACCAAUAUGUGUUGAAUUAUUUUAGUUAGUAUGUGUGCUUUCAAUUUUGGUUAAAUAUGUCCUGCGGUGGCAGAGGAAUUUGUUUUUUUUUUGGGUUCGUUUUUUUAACGAAUUUGGCCUCUUAUGAUGUUUGUGCGGUAUACUGUGUGUAAUACAAGGCUGCAGGGAGGCUACUGCAUCCAUUAAUUUGUCUGUUCAGUUGAUGUGUAUGGAUUUGUCCUGCAUUUAUUUUAGUGUGCAGACAUGCAGGGUGUGUUAUAUACAGACCUUUGAAUGUGUAUGUAUCAUUUUGUAUAAUAUGCUUGGAUUCUGUGCUUUCCAUCUUGUAGAGUCACUGACUUCAGUUUCGAAAGGAGCUGAUGGUUUACCUGCUUUGUUUUGUCCUUAUUCAAUAAAGGAACAUAAUGUUA